Messenger RNA from Topomyia yanbarensis, 1644 nucleotides. RefSeq lists its product as uncharacterized. The coding region runs from base 652 to 1497 and encodes 281 amino acids. The record is from RefSeq and is a predicted model, not a curated record. NCBI's taxonomy places the organism in Eukaryota, Metazoa, Arthropoda, Insecta, Diptera, Culicidae. The transcript is spliced from 4 exons.
ACGGUUUGUCCGGAAUUUCCAUUCAAAGUGGAUUUUGACAGUUGGCUUUUAGGCCGUAAUCAUAUGUUUGUCGAGAAUUUUCAUGCAUUUUCUAGCAUAUACUUCUAGUAAAUAUUCAAUGAGUGGAUAGACCGAAUACGUCCAAUGCACAAAAUUUGCAGCAGAAGAAACGAGAGGCAGAUCAAAAAGUAUGAUAUCGGUGAUUAAAAAAAAGUUCUGCGUAUGCCUGGUCCAGACAUUUACAGACUUUUAAAACAGUAAUAAACUGACCGAUUUUCUUCAGAAAAUAAUAGAUGUGUCCCAGCAUGCAAAGAAUUACGAAUCAAAUACCGUUCAUACUUUUACCAUUUAGAUUUUUUUUAAGAAAUUUAGAACUUAAUCUUUCACGGAAUCUUUUUGGUCUUUUUCGGAGUAACGAACCAAUGAUCUCUAAAUGCGCAGGUAUCCUUCUGUUGAUCAACAGCAUGCGGCAGCUGUUCAAAUCGUAAAAUUAUUUCCACAACUUAGUAAUACGCGAGUCACACCAACUGCUCCUGAUGAGGUUUGUUAUUCUAUGCUUAUAUAAUUUCUCUAAUAUAAUUAUAAUUAUUUUCAUGCUAGUCAUUUUUCUUUUGGCGCAACGGAGGCAAGGAAAAGGGUGCUCAUACUGGCAUGAUAUUUCAUCGCAUCCGGAAUGUCAUCAAACAGCUACCUGCAGGAACACAUAAAUAUAAUCGAGGAACUAUGCCUGUAGAAGAGUCCGUUUCAACUGAACUUGUAGAGCGGGCUCAAUUGCUCCGAGUAAUGCUUGCAUCGGCAUCAGUAGCAGAACAUAUUUGUGAUGAAAUGGACCGAUGCUUUCCAGUCCUCAAACUGUUAUUAAAAGAAAAGAAACCCGUUAAUGAUAUCUUGGAUAUGUUUCCACACCUGUGUUCAUAUGAAGGAUUGGUGAUUCGUCAAAUGUUUGAGAGAUUGUAUCCUAACAGAACAGAAGGUCUCAAAAUCGAGGAUGUCUUCUCUCAGUGUCUAUCUUAUUCACCGUCCAGAUUCUCUAGAGUAGAAGAUGAUCACAUUCGAGGAUGCUUGAGAAUAAUUUCUCAUAUGCCAAUUCGCGGACAAAAAAGAACGCUGGUAGGCUGUCCAACUGUAGGCGAAGAACAUUCGGCUUCAAUUUUAAUUCGUUGGAUUGGGGAGUGCUUAGAUACAUACGUGGCAUCCCCCGCAACUGAUUCCAAACUACACAUGGUGUGCGUAGCAAGCCCGAUGAAAAGAGGAAAUUAUGCCGUCAUUUGUGAGAAAAAAGUUAUAUUCGAGACUAACAAUUCUAUUCAUGCAGUGGAAAUUUUAUUCAAAUGCUACGCAGUUCUCGGAGUGGAGGUGCCACCUAAUUUUAGAAUGUUUUGGGACUUUCUGGCAUGUGCCAUAUAUAAUAUAAUUCCGCACAGUCAGAGGACAACUGUGAAUAGACUCGUCCAAACUUUUAUUGAAGUUUCCCGCGCACGUAUUGACAACAAAUAAAAGGACAACUUUUUUAUACAAUACUUACUAAAAACCAUAAAAUUUAAUAAACAGAAGUUUCUUUAAUUAUUAUUGUAAAAAUAUUCCAUAAGAAAAGAAAGACUGCAUUGUGUUGUAUCCAAAACAAAAUUUUGACGGCCAAUUUCU